This is a messenger RNA of Malus domestica (apple), 840 nucleotides long. RefSeq lists its product as uncharacterized. The record is from RefSeq and is a predicted model, not a curated record. NCBI's taxonomy places the organism in Eukaryota, Viridiplantae, Streptophyta, Magnoliopsida, Rosales, Rosaceae.
UUAAAUUAAUUCAGUUUGCCAGUGUUUCUGUAAGUGAGUGAGUGAUUAGUUUACUUCAAUGGCGCUUUCCUGGAUUCUCCCAGCACUUCUCUUUGCUUUGGUUCUUGCAAAUGUCGAGACCUCCACAUGCCAAGUUCUGAAGGGCAAGGUCACUUGCCUUGAUUGCCAUCAAAACUAUGAUUUCUCAGAAAUCAAGGUUUUGGUGAAGUGUGACAAAGUGAAGAAGUUGGCAAUGGCAAUAACAGAAAAGGAUGGCUCUUUUGAAGCAAAGCUCCCAUCAAACAACAACCCUAAAACUCCAGAAGCUAUGAACUGCCUCGCCAGGAUUCUUGGAGGACCAGAUCAGCUCUAUUCCUCCAGGAAAUUCUUGGCAUCUGAGAUUGUCAAGACCCAAGACUCCAACACUUACACCACUUCAACUCCUCUUGGUUUCUCUACAUCAUGCCCUUUGAACAUCAAAGAUGCAGCCUGUAAAGCCAUAAACAAGUUUGGUUCAUCCAAGACUAUUGAUGUGCCUCUACCACCAGGGUGGGGGUUGGCACCCUCAAGCUAUUAUGUUCCUUUCAUCCCCAUCAUUGGGAUACCUUAAGUAUUUUGAGUGCGAAGAAGCACGUUAUAAUUAAGCUGCAGAAUUCUAUAUUAUGGUUUAAUUUUAUUUAUUUUCUUUCUUGUCUCCACUAUAGCAUGUGGCGAGUGUUUUAGUGUGUGUUUUUAUUUAUUUGUUCUUUUUUCCUUUCUGGGAUGUAAACCUAGGAGGUACAAUGUAUUAAGCAAUCAGAACAAGGUUGAUUUACCAAUAUUAAACAAGUAAUAUUACUGCAUUCUCAGUAUUUUCAAGCA